AUGGCAUCGGAAGAAAUCCUAACACCCUUGAACAUCGCACAGCUCCUCGACAGGCAACAGGGGCAUUUCCCGGAAAAAACAGCCGUGAUAUCAAAGUGGCAGGGGUCGAGUUUGACAUAUGAAACCCUGAACAGGUCUGUCAGGGAGAUAGCGACAAAUCUGCUACGACAGGGCGUGCGCCCGCAAGACCGCGUUGUUAUGCUUGCUGGGAAUACGAUCGAGUAUGUGCAGCUGUUCCUCGCAGUCAGUGCCAUCGGGGGGAUUUUCACUAUUAUAAACCCGACAUUUACGCAGGAUGAGAUUUUACCUGCCAUUGAGUUCGUGGACCCAAGUGCCAUUUUCAUCGCAGACCGAAUUGGAUAUCGCAAGUAUGGGCCGCUCAUAGCAGAAAUUGCAACGAAGCGUCGCAAUGUCUCGCUCUUCGUGCAGCUUGGUUCUGGACCGAAGUUGUCUGAGGAUGUGCGCACAUGGGAGGAAUUCCUCCAGCCAGAAGGGGGCGCUGUCCAGCAACACGACCUUGUUUCCUCGUACUGGGGACGGGCGGACCCAAACGAUGCAAUGUGUAUCCAGUUCACGAGUGGCACGACUGGGCCGAGAAAGGCGGCAAUGCUAUCACAUAGCAACCUGUUGAAUAAUGCCUUACUUGUGGGACACAGACUCCGUUUCACAUCGGACGACACUGUCCUCUGCUGCUCGCCUGUAUUCCACUGCUUCGGUCUAGUAUGCGGAGUCCUGGCAGCACUUGUAUAUGGAGGGACAGCCGUCCUCCCCUCGGACGUCUUCGUCGCAGAAGCGAGUCUCCGCGCUCUGUCGGAGGACAAGUGUACGGUAGUGCAUGCCGUCCCAACAAUGUUUCAGGCCAUGCUGGAUCACCCCGAUAUUGCUAAACAUGCUCCGCACGCUUGCCUUAGAACGGGGAUUGUAGCUGGUUCCAGUCUAUCUACGGCUCUUCUCUCCCGGCUGGAAGAGGUGUUGAAUUUCACGGGCCUUGCGUAUGGAUAUGGCAUGACGGAGCUUUCGUGUAUUGUUUUCUUAACGGAUCCGAAUGAGGUUCGUCUAGUUGAUCAGCAUACGUCUGUUGGAAAGGUUAUGCCGCUUACUACAGCGAGGGUGGUUGAUGAGAAUAUGAAUACGCUUCCACCCGGAACACCGGGCGAGCUAGUGGUCUCUGGAUAUCUUGCUUUCAGGGGAUAUUACAAGAAUCCCGAGAAAACAGCGGACACCUUGGUUACAGAUUCUGAAGGCCGGACUUGGCUACGAACGGGAGACUUGGUGAAUAUUGAUGCUGCUGGUCGGUGUACUAUUACUGGGCGGGUGAAGGAUAUGAUCAAGAGAGGAGGCGAAAACAUCUUCCCAGGUGACAUUGAGCCAGUGCUGGACUAUCAUCCCGAUAUUAUUGCAUCUGCAGUUGUCGGGGUCCCAGAUCCUUAUUGGGGAGAGAUUGUUGUGGCUUUCAUACAACCAGCGAAAGAGGCCAAGGAAGGAGCUAGUCUACAGAAAAGGGCUAUCAAGCAAUGGCUGAGGAAUAAGCUGGCACCUCAUAAGACCCCAGAGCAUUUCUUUCUGCUUGGAGAUGGAGGAGGUAUUCCCAAUGAACUGCCAGUGAAUGCCACUGGGAAGGUGCUGAAAAGAGAUCUGCGAGAUAUUGCUACUACUCUCGUGUGA
Aspergillus candidus is the source of this 1665-nucleotide messenger RNA. Its product is annotated as class I adenylate-forming enzyme family protein. The transcript is spliced from 4 exons. Gene Ontology annotation, biological process: fatty acid metabolic process. The coding region runs from base 1 to 1665 and encodes 554 amino acids. The record is from RefSeq and is a predicted model, not a curated record. Lineage: Eukaryota; Fungi; Ascomycota; Eurotiomycetes; Eurotiales; Aspergillaceae. Gene Ontology annotation, molecular function: medium-chain fatty acid-CoA ligase activity.